Durusdinium trenchii is the source of this 504-nucleotide messenger RNA. The record is from the annotation of a GenBank genome assembly. NCBI's taxonomy places the organism in Eukaryota, Dinophyceae, Suessiales, Symbiodiniaceae.
UUGAAUCCAGCAAUGAAAUUAAGAUAUCAAAUUUGACAACCAUGCUGCGAAUGUUAGCCUACUAUUGGUUGCCAGGUGACAAUGAUGAUCAAGAGCAUCCCAAUGCAUUUGAGGUUAUCCAUGGAGGACAUGGAGUAAAGCUGAAGGACAUCAAAGCUGCCUUUCCACUGCCCGGUCAGUACCAUUUUCGAUUCAAGAUGAAAUGGGAGUCUGGUGCUGUUUGGAUGGAUGUGACCAAUGAAGAUUCAAUGGUCCCCAUGUUUGAGGACAAGGUCAUUGCGAAGGUCUUACGAGUGAACUGGGGCAAGCUACAAAUGCCACGGCAACCUGCUUCGGAUGUACCAUCAGCAUCUCCAGACACCUCACCGAUGGCAUCCGGUGAUUCUGAAGAUCUGCUUUUUGGAGACAGCCCUGCUCCACCAAGUCAAGCGGCGAGGCCGUCGGGCAAGGACGAUUUCGACAUGCUUUUUGGCUAGCCUCAACUACUUUCGUGCGAGUCGAAAA